Molecule: messenger RNA, 1886 nt
Organism: Chrysoperla carnea
Lineage: Eukaryota; Metazoa; Arthropoda; Insecta; Neuroptera; Chrysopidae
Product: histone acetyltransferase KAT6A-like
Exons: 4
Coding region: 90-1886 (598 amino acids)
Biological process (GO): nucleosome assembly
Cellular component (GO): nucleosome
Molecular function (GO): DNA binding
Source: RefSeq, a predicted model, not a curated record
CUUGUCCUUAAUUAAUAAUAAUAAUUAAAUAACAAUAAUAUAUUAAAUAAUUUAAAAAUAAAUAAUACUUAAAUUAAUAACAUUUAAAAAUGAGUGAAGACGUUAGCGAAGAUAUUUGGACGCAAUGGUUUUUGGACGCAAUACGUAAAAUACGAUCACAAAAGCAACGACCAAGCGUUGAACGUAUUUGUCAUGCAAUACGACAACAUCAUGCGUUCCAUGAAGACGUUGUAGCGGAACAUUUAGAGGUGGCUGUUAAAAAUGGAUCGGUAUUGAAAGUGUUUAAUAAAGGUCAAAGUUCAUAUAAAGAUCCUGGUGGUUUUGUACAAAAUAGACAAUUAAAAGUAUCAAAAACAUCAGAUUUAUCACGUAUCAUUGCGAAAUCUGUUGGCGAAUUAGGGGAACGUGACGGGUCCACAUUAAAAAGUAUUGAGAAAUUUAUUUUACAAUCACAUUCAGUCAGUUUAGAUCCUCCUGACUUGGAUUUAAAACAAUUGUUAAGGGUAUCGGCUAAACGAGCUGUGGCCAGAGGACUAGUCGUCCAAGAUGGUAAACUGUUUAAAGUUCGUUUGAUGCCCAUAUCAAGUCCAGUGACUUUAAAGAAAAAGGAAUCAACUACUACAUCACCCAAUAAACUCAAAACACCUGAAAUUGAUUCUGCACUCAAGUCGUCUAUGGUUGCAUCAUUAUCAAUAUGUACAGAAUGUCUGGGUACAGAAACAAAAAAUAAAAAUGGUAAUCCAGAAAAGUUAAGUUCAUGUUCUGAUUGUGGUACAACUUAUCAUUUAAGUUGUAUGCCAUCAGGACCAGAUUUAGCGCUCUUAUUAUCAAAAGACAUGCGAUGGUUUUGUGAAGAUUGUCGUACAUGUAAUGGAUGUACGGUACCAGAUUUAGAUGUUUGCCUUCUAUGUUGUUCAACGUGUGACAGAAAUUAUCAUUUGAAAUGUUUGGAUCCACCUGUAGAUAAAAAAAGUAAAACACCAUGGCGAUGUCGACAUUGUUCUCAACAUGAUACUGCUAUCAAAAAGUCACAGAAAUUGGAUGCAGCUAAUUCUGUACGAAAAAAAUUGAAUAAAGAUCGAGAUAAAGAUGUCACCACUAAAAAAUUACCCAAAGAAGCAAUAUCAAAUAACAAUGACAGUACAAAAUUACAAAAAAUACCAAAAAAAUCAAAUCAAUCAACAAGCAACCAACAAAUAACGAAAACAACAAAUCUAACGGCAAUUCAACCAAUAACAAAACAAUCACGUUUAGAGGACACAACUACAGAAGAUGAGAGUGAAGAUGAUUCAUCAUCAACUGAUCAAGAGAAUCAUCUACGUACGAAUCAUCAAACAACAACAUCAAGUGCAAUAUCUUCUUCAAAAACUAUCAUUGAUUCACCAUCAAAUAGUUUAAAUUCAUCGAUCACACCUCACAUUGAAACAAACGAUCGAAUAUCUAAAGAAAAACAAAAGUUCUUCAGAUUAUCUGCAUUUAAUGCUGAUAAGAAACGGACUAAAACAUUAAAUAACACCAACACCAUUGAUAACAAUAAAACAAUUAAUAAUGAAGUGAUUACUCCAACAAUUAAAAAUAAAAUUAAUAAUGAAGUUAUUACUCCAACAAUUAAAACUAAAUCAAACAAUGAAGUCAAUCAAACAUCUUCACUUAAAAAUAAACCUGUAAAUGAAGUGGCACCAGUUGCUAAAAAUAAAAAUGAAGUUACACCAACUACUAAAAAUAAUAUAAAAGAAGUUGCAACAGUUACUAAAAAUAAAAAUGAAGUUGCAGCAGUUACUAAAAACAAAAAUGAAGUUGCAACGGUUGUUAAAAAUAAAAUAAAUAAUGAAGUGGCUGCUAAAAAUAAAAUGUCAAUCCAGUUAAAACAGUUAAAAAGAAAGUAG